AGACGAAAGAUUGCAUCGGAUGUUCAUCGAAGAUAAUGUUAGAGUGAAUCAGGUUGAUUCAUCUCCAGAUGAUUGGUUCAAUUUAAUGGUUCUACAUCAAAAUAGGGUUCCUCAUGGGCCAAAGAAUUAUAUACCCGAAAGUUUUUUACCAAGUUUCAUGGACCUAGUAAUAUGGGGGCACGAACAUGAUUGUAAAAUUGAUCAAGAAUAUAAUUCACAACAAACAUUCUAUAUUUCACAACCUGGAUCAUCUAUUAUUACCAGUUUAAUUGAAGGAGAAAUGGCUCCCAAGCACGUUGCAAAGCUAGAAAUACGCAGUCCAGGCGACUUUCACAUGGAAAAAAUUCGAUUGAGAACAGUUAGGCCAUUUGUGAUGGGGGAAGUUGUGCUUCAGGAUUUUCCCGACCUCAUGCCUGAUGAUUUAACACACAUGUCGUCUCUUUUGGUUUCGAAGGUUGAGGAACUAAUAGAGGAGGCCAAAGAAAAUUGGUUAGAAAUAAAUGAAGAAACUGAUGUUUCAAAAUUCCCCCUGCCCUUAGUUAAGCUUAAGGUCGAUUAUUCGGGCGAAUUUAAAAUUUUUAACAACCGUCAAUUUGGGCAAAAUUUCGUAAAUCAAGUUGCCAACAAUCAAGAAAUAUUAUUCUUUCAUAAAAAGAAUCCCGUGAAACAAAAAGCUAAGAAAGAAAAUCCCACAGAAACGGAUAUGCCUGAAACACUUUCAAAAGCUGUCGUCAAUGAUCUCAUAUCUGAAUGUUUGGAAACUCUCGAUAUAUUACCAGAAAUUGCCUUAAGCGAUUCGGUCACACUUUAUGUGGACAAAGAGGAUCAGGAUGCAAUCGUAGAUUUCUAUAAGAGCACGAUCAAAAAUGUAAGGUCACAACUUAAAAGGGAUCUUAUCGUUGAAGAUGAAAAGAUUAUCGCAGAACAGACUCACAAACAAAAAACAUUGCUUGCUCAUCAAUAUGCGCAAAAAAAUCCAGAACAAAGAUUUGCUGAAAAAGAUAGAACUUCUGUCGAACGUCAAGCGCCUGAUUAUGAUGAAGAUUUUGCUUCAGAUGAUAACCUAAACGGAUCUAUCAGAUCAUCAAAGUCACGAACCACAAGGGCUGCGAAGGGAACAGGUACUCGAGGACGAGGACGGGGUCGAACUCGGGCAAGGGGGAGACAAACAACUUCACGUCAAACCAGAAAUAUUAUAGAUGAGGUUGAUUUUGAUUCCGAUUUUGAUAAUGAACCUAGAGUGGUAGCUACAAGUUCAUCGACCAGGACUACGACUCGGAAAAAGAACGAACGCAGUCAUUUUGAUGAUUCAGAAGAUGAUUUUGAUUAUAGCAUCAGACAAGUCGAAACAGGAAAAGGGAAGGCGACAAGUAGACGUAAAAACGAUGAUGACGACGAAUAUGAAGUUGAUUCGAUUUUUGAAGACAUGGAGAGGAUGGAAAUUUCUAGCGAGCGGAAAAGAAAAACCUCUAGUGUCAGGCUCGAGGAACCACCAUCAAAGAAAGUAACGGGCCGUCAAAGUAAAGCAUCUUCACAAAGUAGUGCUACCAUCUCAAAUGUUCCCUCUCGCUCUGUGAGAAAGUCAAGUCAAAUUAUUAUGGAUGAUCAAGACGAU
Molecule: messenger RNA, 1615 nt
Organism: Acaulospora morrowiae
Lineage: Eukaryota; Fungi; Glomeromycota; Glomeromycetes; Diversisporales; Acaulosporaceae
Source: the annotation of a GenBank genome assembly